Molecule: messenger RNA, 815 nt
Organism: Emericellopsis atlantica
Lineage: Eukaryota; Fungi; Ascomycota; Sordariomycetes; Hypocreales; Bionectriaceae
Product: ESSS subunit of NADH:ubiquinone oxidoreductase-domain-containing protein
Exons: 2
Coding region: 223-579 (118 amino acids)
Source: RefSeq, a predicted model, not a curated record
GAGCUGAGAUCUGCAAUGCAGCCUGAGCAAGAAGAAGUGGGUCCCCUGGAUGUCCAAGUCAUCUGCCGGUUUGAGAUCACGUGACGCACCGGCCCGGCCAUUCUCGCGCCUCGGAGUCCGUCCACCUCAAGAACCACCAUCAACGACGACGACGCCGCUGCUGCCCCCCCAUUGCGGCCCAUCACGACUUCGCAAAGCACACAAUUCACCAUUCGACACACAAUGGCGCUCCUCCGUCACGCUGCCGCGCCUCUGCGCUCCGUGCGCUGCCUCCGCACCACACCCGCGACCGCCAGAUCUUUCUCCCUCACGACCCGACGACAAGGUGGCGGUGGCGGCCAGCAGUUCGACCCUCCGACCGGCUGGCUCUGGGGCGUGAAGCCCGGUGAGAAGCCCGAGCCCGAGGGCUGGGAAUGGCCCAUGUACAUCUUCUGCGGUAGCAUUGUGGUUACUGCCAUUGCGAUGGCGUACAAGCCCGACACAACUGUUUCUACCUGGGCCCUCGAGGAGGCGAGGAGGCGGUUAGAAGCCGAGGGCAUUCUGCCCGACCCAAGCUCAUCUGGCGACAAGAAGAACUGAACCCGAGGGCGAGAAGGACAAGCUUAGAUGCUGCUGUGAUGGGAGGAUUUCGCAUGGUCCCGGCUGGACUACCAACGACAUGUGUAUAUCGACUUCGGUGCGCUCACUGAAGAAAUUCUUGGUUCACGCCAUGGUUAGAGGAUGAUUCCCUUUGUUGUCAAUUGACACAUCUUUACUUGCUAUCACGGAAAUCUCGAUUAUCAUAGCACCCUGAUAAUGCAUUGAUUGGAAAGCGC